AUGACAAAGACUGUCAUCUGUUUCACAAGGCGGAGUAGAAAGCCACUUUCUAUCCUACCAUCACCACGCACAUCAAGUUGUCGAAGUACCCACAGCCUGGCUUCAGCAGCAGUACGUUUUCCAAGUAAUAUCAACUGCCACACAACUCAGACGCCAAAACUUUCAAGCGUCAACCCAUGUCACGACUCUUUCAGUCAUAUCCGACAAUGUUCAUUGACGAAGAAAGAAAUUAGCAGAUCCUUGGCUUCCUCUGCUGCUUUUGACGGUGAGGGGCAAUCUGAACGAACAGUCGAAAUCAGCAAAAAUGGUAAACUGAUAUCAAUAUCACAUGAUCAUAUCAUUGUUGAUGGUACAUUCCAUGCAGCUUGGCUUUGGGUGAACGAUCCCACAUAUUGCCACCCAUCCUCUGGACAAAGGCUUCGCUCAUUGGGAGAUUUGGAUGUCAAUACAUGCACCAUUGCCUCGGCUAAAAUUGCAUUGAUUUCAGAUGUCGAAUGCGAUUUUCCGCCGUCUCCACCAGGAUCCUUGCAUCCAAAGGGUCUCGUUUCUCAGGCCGUUCAGCAAGAAGAAAGCAAAGAGAGACUGAAGGUUGUUUGGGAAUCAGGUGAAAUAUCAUACUACGAUGUUGACUGGUUAGCUCGAUUCGCUUCUCCGAACAAUAAUAGCUCCAGUCGAAGAGUUACAAAGGAUGUCGCUAUUGGGGCGAUGCACGACGACACUGCUGGAGUUUCCAUUCCAAAGUUUGACUAUGAAGAAGUUAUGACCACCGACGACGCAUCCAGCUCGAUGGUUUGUAACGUACUAGGAAAUAUAAUGGAGCAUGGAGCUGUCUUGAUACAGAAUGCUCCAGCAGUUACCGAGGAUACACUUGCUAAAUCUCAAAACGAGGACCCCAAUGAAGCAAUUGUGGCCAACUUGGGACGGCGUAUUUGCAACAGCCGCCUUUCUCAUGGCUCCUUAUAUGGCGAUGUCUUUCACGUCAAAUCAAUGCCCGGUGCACACAACAUUGCUUACACUUCGCAAGCCUUGCCCCCGCAUCAAGACUUGACCUAUUAUGAAUCCAAGCCAUUCUUGCAACUGUUGCAUUGCAUCCAAAAUGCACCAUUGCACGAGGGAGACGACAAUACAGGACGAGGAGAAUCAAUCUUGAUUGACGCAAUGGCGGCAGCGGAGGAAUUGAGAAGGUUGGCACCUGAUUUAUUCGAGAUACUGUGUUCGGUGGAAGCAACGUUUUGCAAGCAAAGAGAAGGUGCUGAUAUGGUCAGUGCCAAACCUCAUAUCGUGGUGUCUUCAUAUGACCAGUCAAUCAUUGAGAUCAAUUGGUCACCACCAUUUGAAGGACCAUUGCUAUUGCCACCAACCAUGGGUUUUAAGGAACAAGAACGGCUGAUGGAUGAUUACACGAUGGCGUAUCAGGCAAUGGAGUGCCUAAUCGACAGUCACGCAUCGUCAGGUAGCAUGCUUCCACAGUCACUGGAACGAGAGCUGAACAGCUAUGCCCAGCGUUACACUUGGGAAUAUGCUCUGAACGAAGGGGAAAUCCUGGUAUUCAAUAAUCAGAGAAUGUUGCAUGGGCGACGAUCCUUUUCUCUGCUGCAUGAUUCCAAAAAGCAACGGCAUUUGAUAGGUUGCUAUACUGACGCAAUGGAUACUCUUAAUCGCUUCCGAGUUCUCCUGCGGCAGCACAAGAAGCAUAGCAGAAGUAUCCUGACAAGAACUGACGGCGAACUUCUGAAGAGGGAGUAUCCGGGCAGGAAUCAAGGCAACGGGACCAUAGCGAUACUUUUGGAGUAG
This is a messenger RNA of Cylindrotheca closterium, 1794 nucleotides long. NCBI's taxonomy places the organism in Eukaryota, Bacillariophyta, Bacillariophyceae, Bacillariales, Bacillariaceae. The record is from the annotation of a GenBank genome assembly.